UUUAAUUUCAAGUUUGGGCAAGCCGUUCUGGAUGAUACAACAAGAUACUUAUUGGAGAGAAAACUUGCUGAAACUUGAUUUGGAGAAUAUUAAUGGUAAGUGUUUUGAGAUUGCAAUAUUAAAUAAAAUAAACUUUCCGGAAAUGUAAGAAUUCUAUGUGUUUUUAAUGUGUUUUCCGGAAAAGUUUAUUUGUAUUUUAUUUUAAAAAAUAAUUGCUUGUCUUUUCUUUCCGGAAAACUUGUUAAGUAUUGUUAAGUAUUUUUCCGGAAAGAUAUAUGUAUUCUACCUUUUUAUUUUUCCGGAAAUGUAAGAAUGUGUUUUCAAUGUGUUUUCCGUAAAAAGUUUAUUUGUAUUUUUUUUUGUAUUUUUAUGUUGUGUUUUUCUUUCCGGAAAACACGUUAAGUAUUGUUAAGUAUUUUCCGGAUAGAUAUAUUCUAUUCUAUUUUUCCGGAAAUUAUGCAUAUGUAUUUUCCGGAAAACUUUUAUACAUUGCUAUGUAUUUUCCGGAAAAAUUAAAUAAAUAAAACUAUGUAUUUUCCGGAAAGGACUAUAAAACACCUAAAAUACAUAAUAUUCUUAGAAUCUGCCGAUAUUCUUUUCGAUCGCUCCAGCCCUGCAGAAACCAAUAAUUUAAUUGCUGGAGGCUAUAUUUUUGUACGGCCAUCUCUCCGUUCUACUCAAUUUUUUGCCAAAUUAGCUACCAAUUUGUUAAAUAAAUAUACUCCGGAUAAUGGUUUAAUGACUAGUUUGUGUUCUUAUUCCAGUUCAAUAAAUUGUGGACUAAUCCCUUUCUGUGUAGUAACUAAUUGGCUUUGGUUACAAAAUUAUGUUUCUACAACUGAUAAAAAUGAAUGUAACCCUUCCCUAAUCCAAUUUGAUGGGGAUGCUGACUCUGGCGGUAAAUUGGGCAAAAUGCGCUUAGAAGGAUAUUACUUCCUACUGGAUGAUGGGAAGACUUGUAAUUUUGAGGGAAUAAAGGAAAUGGAAGGUGGGAUAAGGCACAAAACAAUAUCAAAAGAGACAAGGAGCUUUUAUUCUUCUUUCAGUCAACAACAAUUUACAAUGUAUUUGGUGAGUUGUUAA
Messenger RNA from Meloidogyne enterolobii, 1083 nucleotides. The record is from the annotation of a GenBank genome assembly. NCBI's taxonomy places the organism in Eukaryota, Metazoa, Nematoda, Chromadorea, Rhabditida, Meloidogynidae.